Glarea lozoyensis ATCC 20868 is the source of this 1491-nucleotide messenger RNA. RefSeq names its product Dehydroquinate synthase-like protein. NCBI's taxonomy places the organism in Eukaryota, Fungi, Ascomycota, Leotiomycetes, Helotiales, Helotiaceae. Bases 1 to 1491 code for a protein of 496 amino acids. Gene Ontology annotation, cellular component: mitochondrion. The record is from RefSeq and is a predicted model, not a curated record. Gene Ontology annotation, molecular function: alcohol dehydrogenase (NAD+) activity; metal ion binding. The transcript has 4 exons.
AUGGCUGCGGUGAGAGUAGCCCCAACACGGGCAAUGCGAGCCAUGAAUCUUCUCCGCACAGUACAAUACACACAUCCUCCAUCCUGUCCUUGCCACGGCAAUCCCAGCUACCACCAGCAAGGUCCAUCCUCAUCCCUCGUCGCGCAUACCAAGGCGAACCUCCAACGCUCUUAUGCCACUCCCGUAGAUAUGUCUCGUCAGAAGGAAUAUGCCUUUGAAAUGGCAGCUAGUUCAAUCCGGUUCGGAGCUGGUGUUACGAAGGAGGUAGGCAUGGAUUUUAAGAAUCUGGGUUCAAAGAGGGUUUGUGUGGUUACGGACAAGACGGUUAGGGGGUUGGAUGCUAUGAGACAGGUUGAAGAGGGGCUGAAUAGAGAGGGUAUUGAGUAUACGGUUUAUGAUGGGUGUAGGGUUGAGCCGAAGGAUAGUUCAAUCAAGGAAGCAAUAGAAUUUGCAAAACCCUACGCCCCAGACGCCUUCCUAGCCGUAGGAGGUGGCUCCGUCAUUGACACCGCAAAACUAAUGAAUCUCUACACCUGCUAUCCUAAUGCCUCCUUCCUCGACUUCGUCAACGCACCCCUAGGUAAAGGCCUUCCCAUAGAGAAACCUCUCCUCCCCCUCAUCGCCGUCCCCACCACCGCCGGCACCGGCUCCGAAACAACCGGCACCGCAAUUUUCGACCUCGUCGCCUCCCGAUCCAAAACCGGCAUCGCCCACCGCAACCUCAAACCCACCCUCGGCAUCUGCGAUCCCCUCAACACACGCACCAUGCCGUCCGCCGUACACGCCAGCUCCGGUCUCGACGUGCUCUGCCACAGUCUCGAAAGCUGGACCGCGAUCCCGUAUUACGAGCGUACGCCGCGCCCGAGCAACCCAAUUAAUCGCCCCGCGUACCAGGGCGCGAAUCCGAUCUCGGAUAUCUUCAGUUUGCAGGCGCUGAGGAGCACCGUUAAGUAUUUGCCGCGGGCGGUGAAGGAUCCCGAGGAUCAUGAGGCGCAGAGUCAGAUGUUGCUUGCUGCUACUUUGGCGGGGGUGGGGUUUGGGAAUGCGGGGGUGCAUUUGUGUCAUGGAAUGUCCUACCCAAUUUCCUCCCAAAACCCCUCCGCCUACACCCACCCUGGCUACACCGUCCCUCACACCAUCAUCCCCCACGGCGUCUCCGUCGCCGUCACCGCUCCCUCCGUCUUUCGCUUCACCGGUGCCUCCAACCCCGCCCGCCAUCUCGAAGCCGCCGCCGCAUUCGGCGUCGACACUUCCCAGGUCCCGCUUGAAUCAGCCGGUGAGGUGCUUGGCGAGGCGCUGCAGAAGUUCCUCCAGGAUCUUGGUGAUCAGCCGAGGGGGUUGAAGGAUUUGGGGUUUAAAGAAAGUGAUGUGGAAGCACUUGUUGAGGGGACGAUCCCGCAGAGGAGGGUUUUGAUGCUGGCGCCGGGGUUGAGUGAGGAGGUGGGGGAGGAGAGGGAGGUUUUGAGGGGGUUGUUUGUGGAUAGUAUGUAG